AAUUUUGUUAAGACUUUUAAUGUUCCUGUUAAAAGAAGCCAAGAAAUUCAGCCUGCGAGAAUAGAGUUACCGGUGUGUGAAGAAGAACAAGCAAUAAUGGAAACAAUUAAUCAGAAUUUUGUUAAGACUUUUAAUGUUCCUGUUAAAAGAAGCCAAGAAAUUCAGCUUGCGAGAAUGAAAUUACCGGUAUGUGAAGAAGAACAAGCAAUAAUGGAAGCAAUUAAUCAGAAUUCCGUGGUUAUUAUUUGUGGAGAAACGGGAUCUGGAAAAACAACGCAAUUGCCUCAAUUUCUUUAUGAAGCAGGAUUCGGAAAUCCGGAAAGUGGUAAUCCGGGAAUUAUUGGCAUUACACAACCUCGUCGUGUUGCUGCCGUGAGUAUGUCAAAACGCGUAGCGCAAGAGCUAUCACUCGAUGAUCAACAAGUGUCAUACCAGAUUCGUUACGAUGCGACUAUUUCACCAAAAACUGUUAUUAAAUUUAUGACGGACGGUGUUUUACUUCGUGAGCUUUCUGGAGACUUCCUAUUGUCAAAAUAUUCAGCGAUUAUAAUUGACGAAGCACAUGAAAGAAGCUUGAACACAGAUAUCUUGAUUGGUGUUAUUAGUCGCGUUCUUCAAUUGCGCAAAGAAUUGAGUGAGGAUGAUAAAUCGAAAAUUAAACCUUUGAAGGUUAUCAUAAUGUCAGCUACAUUGCGUAUUUCAGAUUUCACAGAGAAUAGGAGGUUGUUUGACAUCCCACCCCCAGUCAUAAAUGUUAAUGCACGACAAUACCCUGUUUCAAUCCAUUUUAAUAAACGAACCCCACGUAUUGAUUAUGUUACAGAGGCAUUUAAGAAGAUUUGCAAGGUUCACACAAGGCUUCCACGUGGAGGAAUUCUUGUAUUCAUGACGGGACAAAAUGAAAUAUCUAUUCUUUGUAAGAAACUUCGUAAUAAGUUUCCAUAUCUAUCGUCCAAUCGAUCCCAUCAUAGUAGUACAAUUGACGAACCUUAUGAACAUAUUCGAGAAGGAUUGUCUGCUAGAAAUGCUGAUCCUGAAAUCGAAGAAUUGGUUAUAGGUGAAAAUGAACAAAGUUGCAUUGAUUACCAUGAUGGCUUUAAUACGGAUUCUGAGGAUUCUGUCACGGAGUCUGAGAAUGAUGAAUUGGACAAUGAAUAUGCUGGGCCUUUAUAUGUUCUUCCACUGUAUUCCUUGCUUUCAACUCGAGCUCAAAUGCGCGUGUUUGAGCCACCACCUGAAGGGGCACGUCUUUGUGUUGUUGCAACUAAUGUAGCCGAAACUUCUUUAACUAUUCCUGGUAUUACGUAUGUUGUAGACUGUGGGAAAGUUAAAGAACGCCGUUAUAAUGCAAAUACUGGUGUUCAAUCAUUUGUAAUCGACUGGAUCUCAAAAGCAUCUGCUGAUCAACGUGCAGGUCGUGCGGGUCGAACCGGCCCUGGUCAUUGUUAUCGGUUGUAUUCCUCUGCUGUAUUCAACGAUCAAUUUCAACAAUUUACAGUUCCUGAAAUUCAUAGAACACCGAUAGAAGGUGUUAUACUGCAGAUGAAAGCGAUGAAUAUUGAUACUGUAUCUAACUUUCCAUUUCCAACACCUCCUGAUCGUGAUCAAUUGAAAAAGGCAGAAAAAUUGCUACAACACAUGGGAGCAUUAGAUGAAAAUAGUCAAAUUACUUCUUUGGGACGCACAAUGGCGACAUUUCCCCUUGCACCCAGAUUCUCCAAAAUGUUAAUAAUUGGACAGCAACAUGAAUGUCUUCCAUACGUCAUUGCCAUCGUAUCAGCCUUAUCAGUUGGUGAUCCUUUUAUAAGGGAAUAUCAUUUAGCUGGUACGGAUUCAGACAGUGAUUGUGACAAAGAUGAAUUUGGAGAUUAUGUUCAAACGAAGGAAUUAAAUGAAAUUCAAAAAGAAAUCAUCUUUAAAAAGGAACGUCGAAAAUUGAUGCGGAAGAGAUUUUAUGACGUCCAAAAAGUACAUGCUGGACUUGAUCCCACAAGUGAUAUAUUAAAGUUCCUAAAUGUUGCUGGUGCUUACGAGUAUUCUGGAGGCAGUGAAAAGUUUUGUGAAGAUAAUUUUGUCCGUGCAAAGGCUAUGCAAGAAAUACAUAAAUUAAGAGGCCAGAUAACGAAUAUUGUUCAAACUAAUUGUCAUGGAGUUGAUGUGUGCGUAGAUCCAAAAAUGAAACCACCUUCUGCUACCCAGCUCGAAGCUCUCCGUCAAAUCAUUACAGCCGGCUUUAUUGAUCAAGUUGCUAUACGCAAGGAUGUGGCGGAUGGGACAAUGAAAACAUAUUCUUCUACUAGAGGUAUUGCAUAUUCUACCAUGUGGGCAGAUGAAGAUGUUUUUGUUCAUCCAUCUUCUGUUUUGUAUCAUGAGAAGCCGCCAGAUUUUGUGGUUUAUCAAGAAUUACAACGUACAAAUAAAGUAUGGAUGAAAGGUAUUGUAUUGAAUAUGAGGAGUUUUGUGGAUGAAUUUUGUGGUUAUGCACCACACUAA
Molecule: messenger RNA, 2493 nt
Organism: Cetraspora pellucida
Lineage: Eukaryota; Fungi; Glomeromycota; Glomeromycetes; Diversisporales; Gigasporaceae
Source: the annotation of a GenBank genome assembly